GCGUACUAGAACGCUAUGGAGAGAAACGCAGAUUCUCCUGCCUGCGCCGGGAGAAAAGCCACGCCUCCUCUCCCUUCUCUCCUCCACCCCCAUCUUAUUCCUAUUCCUUAGCCUCCCUGGAAGCCGAAGCUGGGAGGCGCAAACCAAGGAGGGGAAGAGAGACUGGGGACUUCUUUUUCUAGAGAGAGAGAGAGAAAAAAUCCCCCCCCCUUUCUGAAAAAAGGGGCAUCAGCUCAGAGCGCAGCGCCAGGAGGGAGUCAGGCUAAGAGGGAGCCGGUCUGCCUUUGACAAGGGGGAAAGACAAUGAAGCAAUAGAGAUGCUUCCCUUCGUGAUCACCACCCUGGGCGCGGGAGGGGCCUGCAGGUCCUCCAACUGCAACACCACCGGCAAGGAUUAUUGCUACAGUGCCCGCAUCCGCAGCACUGUACUACAGGGCCUGCCCUUUGGCGGGGUGCCCACCGUCCUCGCUCUGGAUUUCAUGUGCUUUCUUGCACUGCUGUUUGUUUUUUCCAUUUUACGCAAAGUUGCCUGGGAUUAUGGGCGUCUGGCACUGGUGACUGAUGCUGACAGGCGGCGGCGCUGGCAGCAGGAGCAAGAGGAACGGGAAUACGUGGCAUCUGCCCUGCAUUCCGACAGCCACGACCGCUAUGAGCGCCUCACUUCCGUCUCCAGCUCUGUAGACUUUGACCAAAGAGACAACGGCUUCUGUUCCUGGUUGACGGCCAUCUUCAGGAUAAAAGAUGAUGAGAUCCGAGAUAAGUGUGGGGGUGAUGCCAUCCAUUACCUCUCCUUCCAGCGGCACAUCAUAGGACUGCUGGUUGCUGUGGGUGUCCUUUCUGUGGGCAUUGUGCUGCCAGUUAACUUCUCAGGGGACCUGCUAGAGAACAAUCCCUACAGCUUUGGGAGAACAACUAUUGCUAACUUGAAUUCGGGAAAUAACCUCCUCUGGCUGCACACAUCCUUUGCCUUCUUGUACCUCUUGCUGACGGUAUAUAGUAUGCGCCGGCACACCUCUAAGAUGCGCUACAAGGAAGACGAUUUGGUGAAGCGGACUCUCUUCAUCAACGGCAUUUCAAAGUAUGCUGAACCUGAGAAGAUCAAGAAGCAUUUUGAAGAAGCUUAUACCAAUUGCACAGUGUUGGAGGCGCGCCCCUGCUAUGACGUGGCCAGGCUGAUGUUCCUUGAUGCCGAGAGAAAAAAGGCAGAGCGUGGGAAAAUUUACUUUACCAACUUGCAAACCAAGGAGAACACCCCUUCCAUGAUCGUUCCCAAGCCCUGUGGUCAUCUCUGUUGCUGUGCUAUCAAAGGCUGUGAAGAGGUGGAAGCCAUUGAGUACUAUACCAAGCUGGAGGAAAAGCUCAAGAAGGAUUACAAGAAAGAAAAGGAGAAGGUGAACGAGAAGCCGUUGGGCAUGGCCUUUGUCACCUUCCAUAAUGAGGCCAUUACAGCCAUAAUCCUUAAAGACUUCAAUGUGUGCAAGUGUCAGGGCUGCAAGUGUCGUGGGGAACCUAAGGCCUCAUCCUGCAGCGAGUCCCUCCACAUCUCCAACUGGGCAGUCUCGUAUGCACCUGAUCCUCAAAACAUUUACUGGGAGCAUUUAUCAAUCCGUGGCUUCAUCUGGUGGAUCCGCUGCUUGAUCAUCAAUGUGGUGCUCUUCAUCCUGCUCUUUUUCCUCACUACUCCUGCCAUUAUAAUCACCACUAUGGACAAGUUCAAUGUCACCAAGCCUGUGGAGUACCUGAACAAUCCCAUCAUCACCCAGUUCUUCCCCACCCUGCUGCUGUGGUGCUUCUCCGCUCUACUUCCUACCAUUGUCUAUUACUCAGCGUUCUUUGAAGCCCACUGGACCAGGUCUGGAGAGAACAGGACAACUAUGCAUAAGUGCUACACCUUCCUCAUCUUCAUGGUCUUGCUGCUGCCAUCACUGGGCCUGAGCAGUCUGGAUGUUUUCUUCCGCUGGCUGUUUGACAAAAAAUUCCUCGCUGAAGCUGCCGUGAGAUUUGAGUGUGUAUUCUUGCCAGACAAUGGGGCCUUCUUUGUGAACUAUGUAAUUGCCUCUGCAUUCAUUGGGAAUGCCAUGGAUUUGCUGCGCAUCCCCGGCCUGUUGAUGUACAUGAUCCGGCUCUGCCUGGCCCGCUCAGCUGCUGAACGCAGGAAUGUUAAACGGCAUCAGGCCUAUGAAUUCCAGUUUGGGGCUGCUUACGCCUGGAUGAUGUGUGUCUUCACUGUGGUUAUGACCUACAGUAUUACCUGCCCUAUCAUUGUUCCCUUCGGUCUAAUGUACAUGCUGCUGAAGCACCUGGUGGACAGGUACAACCUAUAUUACGCUUAUCUACCAGCCAAGUUGGAUAAGAAGAUCCAUUCAGGGGCUGUGAACCAGGUGGUGGCAGCACCAAUCCUCUGCCUCUUCUGGCUCCUCUUCUUCUCCAUCAUGCGCUCAGGGUUUCUGGCUCUCACAUCCAUGUUCACCUUCGUGGUUCUCAUCAUCACCAUCGUGAUCUGCUUGUGUCAUGUCUGCUUUGGACACUUCAAAUACCUCAGUGCUCACAAUUACAAGGUCGAUCACACGGAGGUGGAUGCUGUGGAUGGAAGGGAAAAUGGACGGCCUGCUGCCACCUUGCCAGCGCCUAAAUCAGCUCAGAAGUACAUUGCCCAAGUCCUGCAAGAUUCUACACCGGAGGGUGACGUCGCCGAGUCUGAAGAACAGGGGUCCCAAGACGAGGAGCUCAUCAACCCGAAUGGCCUGGAUACAGAUUUCCAGUCAUGCGAGGACAGCCUGAUAGAAAAUGAGAUCCAUCAUUAGGGACACAGGAGUGCAAGAAGGGCAGGGGAGGCCCGCGAGCUGAAGCAGCUGCUGCGCGCUGUGUGUAUGCAUGUGUGUGAGUGAGUGAUAGAGAGGAAGACAAAGGAAACGGAGGAAAGGGCAACGCAAGACAGGCGCCAACCACUGCUCCUUCCCACCCCCUUGGCUGCUGCACUAUUGCUCGCUCCAAGGAGGGGAGGGACCUAUGCACUGGACUUCAGUUCCCUGUCUUCUUUCCUUCCACAGUUUUCUCUCUUUCCUCAUCCCUCUGGAUGGGAGGGGGAUUUUUCCAACAAGCUACCUACCUUUAACAGCUACUGAAACCCUACAGACUCCUCCGUUCCAAGGGAAGGACUUCUCCUUGCUGCCCCACUGUGUCACGGAGGGGAGCAGAAGCAAGGACAGCAGAAGCCCGGAUGCUUCCCAGUGGCACGUGUCUCCUCCUUCAGGGAGCACACCCUCCCCAUCCAACCCCUCUUCUCUCAUCUUCUAUCUAGAAUUAUGAACACUAAUGAUGUAUUAGGUUUAAAAGAGAAUUGAGCUUUAAUCAAGGUACUGAAAUUUCAAACUUCAGAGUGGGUGGCUUUGAACCUGGCCGGGAUCUGUAAUUCCAGCCACGCAGAGCUGUUUUUACCCGUGUGUAAAUCUCCUCCCUGCCUGUGCACCAGCCAGCAUCUCAUCUCCGCACCCAACGCACAAGUCUAUGAUAACUGGACUCUCUCCCAGGCCUUUCCACUCUGUCUCUCCAGGGAAGGCUGCCCGGCUGCAGCCUGGAGCUGGAAGGGCCCUGCUGCCAUGAACGCGACUCGGUGAAAGCCACGACUGGAGAGUGCUGCCCCGCCACAGAGACUGCCAGGGAGCAACUGCUAGCGGCCCAUGCAGCAGCUCCGGUCGUGAAAGAGCCCCUUGCAGGGCGAGGGGAGGGGCAGGGAUGACUGCCCCAUCCAGGCUGACAGUACUUCUUUCCAUCCCACCCACCCCCAAUCAGCUAUGGUAGUCCCUAUUGAGUAACGCCACGGGUCUCAUCAACCCUGGGGCACAGUGAUUUGGGCUCUGCAGCAUUUUUGCACACUCGUUUUACCUUUUAAAACUGACUAAAACCCAAACACGCUCUUGUCCCGUCUAGUAAGAAGGAAGAGGAGCUGGGGUUGGUUUCCGAAGUAUUGCUGUAAAAGGCGAGACCACUGAAUCCCAGGCAGUUGUGGAGCUUACAGCCUAACCCGAGGUUUGCCCCAGAGCCAUGCCUGGGGGCCUCCUGUGCCUUCACAGUCAUUGGUCACUCCGCUCUGGUGGUUCAGCCCUGCUGCCUGCAUGCAACUCCAAGGACCUGCCUUAUGAAGUGUCACUUCCUCCUGAGCUUUCUCUUCAGGGGCUGUUAAUCCAACCUUGCCUAGAAGGUUGGGGCUAUCAGAGGUUCAGCGCAUUGGGCUUUUAGCUUCUCAUAGAAUCGAUGGGGGGAAGCAAAUUAGAUGGGCCACAGGCAGAGCAAGGGGUUUAGGGGAAUUGUGGAAAGCACAGGGUUCACUUUUCAUUUCUGGCAAGUUUUGGCUUCUGCUGGGGGCACUGGGUCUAUUGACAGGUGAAUCGGUUCUUCUAAAGCUAAAUCCUUUCUCUGAACCACUACCCCCUCUAUCCCCAAUAUGAAAAAUACAAAAAGCACCCCCCCCACACACACACACCCCUUAGCUGUUUUCAUUUUUGCAUUCCCUUCCUCUCCACUGCUCUCCUUGCCUGUCAGAAGCAGUCCUUGAGGGAUGCUACCGGUGAUAAGUAGAAGCAGAGAGUGGCACUGGCCCCCCACUUCCCCAAGGGAGGCCAGGGGAUGGGUGUGAUUGACAGUCUUUGUUCUUCUAGCCAGGGACUCGAAGCAUUUUAUAGAUAUUAAUGACCCACGUCUCAAGCCCUCCCACUGGGCAGAGCAGUGGAGGGGACAAUAUAGUCAAAGCAAGGAGCAGAAGCAAAGACUUGCAUACAAGUAAAAACAAGAAGCCCUUUGCUUGACACUUCUUGACCAGGAAUCCCAGAAAACUGGGAGAAGGAGCAGGACUUUGUACUCCCUUCUAGGAUGAGACCUGAGAGCUUGAAGAGCCCAGUUCAUGCCUGGCAGCUGGGCCGUGGCUUGGAGUGCGUUUUCUUUUGUGGUGUUGCAUAGAGUUUGGGGAAGAGUGGAGGAGGCUAAGUUCAGUGUCCUUCAUUCUUCUCCCACCCGCCAUCACCGCCACACACUUGGCCACACUACUGCUGAAAUGCACGUGGAUUUUAAUUUUAAUUGUUUGUUCCAGGAUGUUUCUCUGCUAUUGUCUAGAAAUAUAGUAAGUGUCCCAUGCCAGGGUUUUCUGUCCCUAUUUGUACCAGUCCCUUGACACCAUAUCCCGAAGCCCAGCCACCACUGCCUCAUCUGCCUCAGCCCCGCAACCUCCGAUUUUCCUUGGUGCAGCAAGAGCUGCCUGGAAUGGCUCAGAUCUUUCUGUACAUACAGCUGCAGUGCAGGGCUGGCCUAUGCUGGUGAUUCAUGAAUGUGUCGGGUGCAGACCAUCGGUGCUCCCCUGCAGGGAGCUGUGUUCUAACUGGCACUGUGUCUGUGUAGAGAUGUGUAUAAUAAUCUGUAUAUAUUUGUGUAAAAAAAGAGAGAGAGAGAGAGAGAGAAAAGGGAACUUAUCAUA
Molecule: messenger RNA, 5467 nt
Organism: Hemicordylus capensis (graceful crag lizard)
Lineage: Eukaryota; Metazoa; Chordata; Lepidosauria; Squamata; Cordylidae
Gene: TMEM63B
Product: transmembrane protein 63B
Exons: 24
Coding region: 318-2804 (828 amino acids)
Cellular component (GO): plasma membrane
Molecular function (GO): calcium-activated cation channel activity
Source: RefSeq, a predicted model, not a curated record